AUGGCUAGAAAGGAAGUGCGGCCUGCUGCUCCGGCGAACUUCUCCGGCGAGUCAUCACUGCCUCUUUCUCCUCUCAUUGAUAUCACAGUCUCCGAAUUGACCAGAUAUUUCAAAUUAUGCAAGCAGCUGAUUUCUAUUUCUUAUGAAAAAAUUAUGCUUCCUCCAUCAAUCUCUCGCCAUUUCUUGAAAACUAAUUCAGCCAACACGCCAAUUUUCUUACUCCAUAAGGUUCUUUUAUUCACCACUUGUUCAUCAUCAGCUGGAGAAUUCUUGAGUCAUUUGUUGAAAAAUAAAAAUGGGUCUGGUCUGGAGAAGACUCUGAACACAGUUAAGGCUAAACUAGAUGCUAAAUGUGUUAAUGAAGUAUUAGAGAAAUGUGCCGUUGAUGAUCCUCAAACGGGUCUCAGAUUCUUCAUUUGGGCUGGACUUCAUCCCAGCUAUAGACACAGCAGUUACAUGUUUAGUAGAGCGUAUAAACUGCUCGGAUUUGAGCGUGAACCACGAAUUAUUCAAGAUGUCAUUGAGGCUUAUAGGUUGCAGAAUAAUUAUGUUCCAAGUGCUAAGAUGUUCAAGGUUAUUUUGAAUUUGUGUAGAGAGGGAAAAGAUGCUAACUUGGGCUUGUGGGUGUUGAGAAAAAUGAAAGAGUCCAAUUGUAGGCCGGAUACAACGGUGUAUAACGUAGUUAUUAGAUUGUUAUGUGAGAAAGGUGAUAUGGACGAGGCAAUGGGUUUGAUGAGAGAGAUGGACUUGAUUGAUCUUCAUCCUGAUAUGAUCACUUAUGUUGUGAUGAUUAAGGGGUUGUCUGAGUUGGGUCGGUUGGAAGAAGCUUGUGGAUUAACCAAAGCUAUGACGGGGAAUGGAUGCGUGCCAAAUACGGUGACCUAUUCAGCUCUUCUUGAUGGGAUUUGUAGGUUCGGGAGUUUGGAGAGGGCACUUGAGUUAUUGAGAGAAAUGGAAAAAGAUGGUGGGCAGUGUAAGCCCAACGUCGUUACUUAUACUACUGUGGUUCAAAAUUUUGUUGAGAAAGAUCAGUCGAUAGAGGCAUUAAGUAUUUUGGACCAAAUGAGGGAUUUUGGUUGUAAACCAAAUAGGGUACUUAUCUGUACUUUGAUUCAGGGUCUAUGCAAAGAUGGGCAUGUGGAGGAAGCUCGUAAAGUCAUUAUCAGAGUAGCUGAAAGUGGUCUUCCAUAUGAUUCUUGUUACAGUUUUCUA
Molecule: messenger RNA, 1212 nt
Organism: Nicotiana tabacum (common tobacco)
Lineage: Eukaryota; Viridiplantae; Streptophyta; Magnoliopsida; Solanales; Solanaceae
Source: RefSeq, a predicted model, not a curated record